UCCAGGGAUGUAGACAGGGCAAUGUGGAAGAUAGAGUGUCUUGCCUAGGGACGUUUUGGCGUGGCAUUUGGUUGGGUUCAAACUCACAACCUCUCGGUCGCUACUGUGCUUAGUGCUAUUCGAGUUCUGACAUUUUUGCUGUGGAUGAAGGAUCAUUCUUUGACAGCUAUAUCAAAAAUGUUUUAAAUUAAAUCAACUUUUCAUGUCCACGUUUUUAUUAAGCACAGGCAAAGAAGUAGACUUUGUGUAUGGACCUUCGGCAUGGGAUCUUAGAUCUAUUAUAUAUAUUUAAGGCCUUGAUGAUGUCUGGUAGUGAAGAAGAUGUGAUAAUAGACAGUCAACAGGAUCUCUUUGUGUCACCGGAAAAGUCAGCACACUCUAAGACGGAACUUUCAAGUUCAGUACCAUUCAGCCAGAAAUCCACUCAGCCACCAUCACCGAUAAUCAUCAGUUCUGAGAGCGAGAGUGAUACUGAGGACUAUCCGCACAGUCCUGUCUUUAAGAAGAGGAGAGCUGCUACAGGUGUCAACCGGGGUGUUUACAGUGACGAGACAGUCAACCAGGGUGUUAACAGUUACAGUGACAGUGACGAGGCAGUCAACCAGAGUGUUAACAGUUACAGUGACAGUGACGAGGCAGUAGAUUAUCCAAACAAACUGGUCCCAGGGUUUCCAGACUGGUACAAUAUCAAAUACUCCGGAGACAGGGCCAUCUACACAUACGAGCUGAUGUUGGAAUACAAACGAGGGGACUUAAAAUUGAUUGUCUGACAUUUUUCUGUUUGUAAGGUAUUUUAGAAUAAUAACAUAUGUAUUAAAUAUACAGAAUUGUGUCAUUUUGUCACCCCUUGAAAGAAGUUGGUGUAUAUUGCUUUGUACAUG
This is a messenger RNA of Mercenaria mercenaria, 881 nucleotides long. RefSeq lists its product as uncharacterized. The record is from RefSeq and is a predicted model, not a curated record. The transcript has 3 exons. Lineage: Eukaryota; Metazoa; Mollusca; Bivalvia; Venerida; Veneridae. The coding region runs from base 249 to 770 and encodes 173 amino acids.